Acanthamoeba castellanii str. Neff is the source of this 1500-nucleotide messenger RNA. Its product is annotated as WD domain, Gbeta repeat-containing protein. The record is from RefSeq and is a predicted model, not a curated record. Gene Ontology annotation, molecular function: protein binding. The coding region runs from base 1 to 1500 and encodes 499 amino acids. The transcript has 10 exons. NCBI's taxonomy places the organism in Eukaryota, Discosea, Longamoebia, Acanthamoebidae.
AUGGAAGACGAGGAAGAAGGGCAAUCUGUUACCGAAGAGGACGACGACGUACUUCCAGAUGAAGUGUGGCUGUCCAUCUUCCAAUACUUGUCCGACACCGACUUCAUCUGGAGGAUUCUGUGCGACAAGAAGUUCUACGGCAAGGUGAAGAAAUCGACCCUCAUGGCCACUGACAACUCCUACAAGGCCCUCUACUACAAGAAGUCCCUCAUCGAGAACCGCAACUGGAUGCAGGAUGCCACCCUCUACGCCUCCCUCCUAGACGAGACGGGCGAGGAGACACCGAAGGCGCGCCGGAAGCGGGCCAAGAAGCGGCGGCCCACGGUCGCGCUGGCCAACGAUCAGCUGAACAUGUCGUCGGUGCGGUUCAACGACCGGUUCCUCGUGGCCGGCACCAGCCUGCCCGACAAGGGCAUCGAGGACAUCGGCAACCUCAUGAUCGAGAAGACCAUCGGCCUCUGGCGCCGUGCCACUCUCGAAGCCGCCGUCGCCUCGCGCGCGCUCCUCGGUAAUGAGGAGCAACGGGAGUCGAAGCGAGACAAGGACAAGCUGGUGCCGCUCCAGCCCGACACCGUGCUCCGGGGCCACGCGAACUCGAUCACGCGCGUCCUGCUCGGGACCACCGAUGCCACCAGCUCCACGCUGCUCUCGGCCAGCAGUGACAACACCAUCCGCGUGUGGGAUCUCGAGGAGCUGAGUUGUACGUCGGUGCUGUCGGGCCACGCGCAGUCGGUGUACUGCCUGGCCUGGCGGCAGGAGGAGGGCGUGGUGUUCAGCGGGUCCAAGGACAAGACCGUCAAGGUGUGGAACCUAGCCAGCAGCACGGGCGCGCCGGUGAUGGACAUAUCCGGCACCCCCAAGAAGGACGCCCACAAACGGGCCAUCGUCUGCAUGGACCUCCUGCCCCACCUCAACUGCCUCGCCACCGGGAGUCUGGACAAAGCGGUCAAGCUGUGGGACAUUGAGACCGGAGCGUGCCUCAAGACCGAAAAGAAGGCGCACCGCGGGUGGGUGUCGUGCCUCAGAGGAGGUCCGCACUACUUGAUGUGCACGGGAGGCGAUACCAAGAUCAAGGUGUGGGACACCCGCACCGUGGAGAGCGUGGUCACCAUCCGCAAGAUGAAGAAGGCACACUCCAUCGGCGACUACGUGUCGACCAUCCAAUUCGACCAAAACAAGGUGGUCAGUGGCAACAUGCGGGGCAUCGUGGCGAUGCACGACAUGUGUACGGCCAGGCGCAUCAACAAGUUCAAGGCCCACAGCCGAAGAGUGGCCGACCUGCAGUACGACGACUCGCAGUUGAUCACCGCCUCAUCGUACGACACCGCCCUCACCCGAGAUUCCACUGAACGCACGCAGCACAUGCGGCCAACAACUGCUAACGGGCUGACUGACGAUCGCCAACAACACCACAGGGACAAGAAGCUGAAGAUUUGGCUUUUUGGCGAACCGCGCGAGGACCCGGGCAAGACCGGACCUGGGAAGUGUCUACUGGCCUAG